Molecule: messenger RNA, 606 nt
Organism: Thelazia callipaeda (thelaziosis nematode)
Lineage: Eukaryota; Metazoa; Nematoda; Chromadorea; Rhabditida; Thelaziidae
Source: the annotation of a GenBank genome assembly
AUGUAUAAUUUGCAGGUGGCUAGUGUAGUGGUGGCAGUAGUUGAAUUUCUGAUCUGUUUAUUAUCGGUAUAUGGAUUGAUCAGAAAUUAUCAGAUUUUUGGAGCUUCUUAUUUGCUUUGGUUUAUUAUUGGUAUUGUAAGUGUCGUCAUAAUUUUGAUAGUAAUUGUACUGUUACUGUAUGCUAUCAAAACUGAGAAUGCUCGGUUAUUGGUACCACAUUUAUGUGUUCAGGUAUUUUUGAUAUUAUUUUUGAUUAUCGUGGCGCUCGUUGUUGCGCUAUUACUACUUUUUGGCGCCUAUCGUGGAAUUCGAAAUCUUCUCGGCCAUGCAAGCUAUCAUAUCACUGAUGAAGCUACAGAAACUCUUGGGUACAUGAUAAUCGCAAUAUAUCUUGCACUCGCAGUGCUGGAAGUAUUGUUUCUCUACAUUAUUUAUAAACUCUACAGGUACUUGACCCGGUAUUAUUUGAUCGGAUCGGCUGAUCCGUUCACUAUGAAAAGUCAUCAUCACCGUAUUUAUUCCCCUACAUGGCAGAUGCCACCGAAAACAGCUGCUUUUGGAAGUGGAUCACCUGAUUCUGGUGAUCUGUACCCUUACAGUCCGUGA